This is a messenger RNA of Effrenium voratum, 1188 nucleotides long. The record is from the annotation of a GenBank genome assembly. Lineage: Eukaryota; Dinophyceae; Suessiales; Symbiodiniaceae.
AUGAAGGCGCUGAACAAAAUCCGGAAGAAUAUCGCCGGGGAUGGCGUCGAAGAGGACACAGCGCGGGCUGUGGAGCCGGAGAUGAAAAUCUCCAUUGUCCGGGUCAAGGCCCAGCCGCGGAAGCACAAGGUGAUCUCCUAUGGAUACCGGAAGCUGGUGGAUGGAGAGGUACCAGAGAUGUACCGCUUCCAGUACUUGCCAGACCCGGAUUUGCCAGAGGAUUUGCACCCCGGCGUCAUCCCAGCCGGCUUUUCAGCCUGUGUGCCUGUGGACCAAGAUAUGGUCUACUUUCACACUCGGGAAGGUGACACUGGCCCAGAGUACCAGGUCGUGUACACUCAGCCAGAUCCGGCUGGUGGUGAUACGCCUGCGCACUCCAUGGUCCUCGAGUGGACCAAUGAUGUAGAUGCAAUCUGGGUCGAGGCCCUCCAGCAGUUGGAGGACAACGCCGGCCUUUCCGAGGUAGAAGAGGUGGAGGGACCUCCACAGAUGACACCAGAGUGGUGGGACAUUCACUACUUGGAGACUCUGGAGAUUGUGGACACCUCUGCCGACCCUCGCAACCCAGACGCGCGACUUGGCUUGGGCCUCGAGGGCGGAAGCCUGGCAGAUGCCGGGCUACUGGAUGCAGCAGUGACCUGCGUUCAGAAGGCUUUGUGGAACAUCUCGACAGCCAGACCCAGGGUGCUGGUCAUUGGCUGCGGCCUUUCUCCGCUGGUCUUUGUUCUCGCAGAUCGCCUGCCGGUGGAUGCAAGCUGCUUGGAAUUGUCGCCCAGCUUGCUGGAGAGCCUGGAGGCCAUGGCUUCCCCACUGCCGCGGCCCCCGAGCUUCGCACAGGGCGACAUCACGGCCCCAGAGGCAUCCACAGACGAGGCGUUGAAACCCAGCUCCUUUGAUGUCAUUGUCGAUGAGAAUGUGCUGGAUGGCAUGGCGUGCCGCUUUCCCAUCAGCGUGGGAAUCGCCUCGCUGCAGCAGGCACUUCAGGGCAUCACCUGGCUACUGCAACCAGCAGGGCGUUUGGUCACGAUCUCUUUUGCACCACUGGCGGCUGACCCCUACUUGGACUCCUUCUACGAUUGGGUUCUUCAGCCAGGCUGCGCGCUUGACCCGCUGCACGCAGCGAGUUGGGGCAAGCGGCACUCCCCGCACUCUCGACAGCAUGGCGCUGCAAAGAGUGCCGAGACAUGA